Molecule: messenger RNA, 1272 nt
Organism: Pungitius pungitius (ninespine stickleback)
Lineage: Eukaryota; Metazoa; Chordata; Actinopteri; Perciformes; Gasterosteidae
Gene: ppic
Product: peptidylprolyl isomerase C
Exons: 6
Coding region: 354-1118 (254 amino acids)
Biological process (GO): protein peptidyl-prolyl isomerization; protein folding
Molecular function (GO): peptidyl-prolyl cis-trans isomerase activity
Source: RefSeq, a predicted model, not a curated record
AAUCAUUGAAAUCGCCUCCUUAUCUCCUCUCCUCUACCAGUUUCUUCUACUCCUCGCUCUUUAUCUCCUCUCUUUGUCUCCACUUCUUCUCUCCUUGACUCCUAUGCUCUCCUUCACUCUUCAACGUUCUUGUCUCCUCUCCUCUCUUUUCCUCUAUCCUCCCGAUCUUCCCUCCUUAUCUCCCCUCCUCUCCUCUACUUCUCCCCUCUCCCCUCCUUAUCUCCCUGCCUCCUUUCCUUUCCUGGUCUCCUCUCCUUGUCUCCUUCUCUCACCUCCUUAUCUCCUCUCCCUAUAUACCUUACUUAUCUCCUCUCCUCCCCUCGCGGGGCGCUACGUUGAUCCGGGUCCUUCCCAUGGGGGCGUGGUCCGAUGACGUAUGCGUGUUUUUAGCUCAGUUUCCCGGCCAGCCGCACAGCUGUGGGUUCCUCUUCCUCCUCCUCCUCCUCCUCCUCCUCCUCUUCCCCCUCCCCUCCGUGUGUCUCCGGUUGAAGAUGGAGCUCCGCACGGUCCUCCCCGCUCUGCUCUUCCUCUCUGCCGCUUACCUGCAGCCGGAGACCGGUGCGGCUUCGCGGACCGGACCGCGAGUCACCGACAAGGUGUUCUUUGACAUCACAGUAGCAGGUCAGGAGGUCGGACGGAUUGUCGUCGGUCUUUUCGGGGAGGUCGUCCCACUAACUGUCAAUAACUUUGUCGCCCUGGCAACCGGAGAGAAAGGUUACAGCUACAAAGGGACCAAGUUCCACAGAGUCAUCAAAGACUUCAUGAUCCAGGGAGGAGACUUCACGGCCGGAGACGGGACCGGAGGUCACAGCAUCUACGGAACAACCUUUGCAGAUGAAAACUUUAAACUGAAGCAUUUCGGCGCCGGCUGGGUGAGUAUGGCCAACGCGGGUCCCGACACCAACGGGUCGCAGUUCUUCGUCCUGGCUGCCAGAGCGCCGUGGCUGGACGGGAAACACGUGGUUUUUGGCAAAAUCCUGGACGGGAUGUCCGUGGUUCACACCAUCGAGCUCCAGGACACCAACGACUGGAACCUUCCGUACACCGAGUGCGUGAUCAUCAACAGCGGGCGGAUCGCCGUCAAAGAGCCCUUCGUGGUGGAGGUGGAGGGCUGGUAGACGUUAUGGAGUCUCAUGGUCUGAUGAGCAAUCACAAGGACGUUUUGCCAAAUUCACUUGUUCAUAUUAUCACCUUUUGCAUGUUCACGUGAUAAGGGCUCAGUAUACUGCCGAACCUUCUGAUAGAGAAUUCACCGCAUUGAUACCAAAACCU